CCCCUCUUUCCACUCAACAAUGAGGCUUUGAGUCCACUGCAGGGGACUGCUAGGGAUCGCCCGUGACGGAGGGUUAGACCGGACAGGUGGAGUCAUGCUUCACACAGCUGUAUCUUGCUGGCAGCCAUUCCUAGGUCUGGCUGUACUGCUAGUCUUCAUGGGGCCCACCUUUGGCUGCCCAGCCCGCUGUGAAUGCUCAGCACAGAACAAGUCCGUCAGCUGCCACCGGAGGCGCCUGCUGUCCAUCCCAGAGGGUAUUCCCAUUGAAACCAAAAUCUUGGACCUCAGCAAGAACCGACUGAAGAGCGUCAACCCCGAGGAAUUCAUGUCAUACCCCUUGCUGGAGGAGAUUGACCUCAGUGACAAUAUAAUCGCCAACGUGGAGCCUGGAGCCUUUAACAAUCUCUUCAACUUGCGCUCCCUGAGGCUGAAAGGAAAUCGUCUGAAGCUGGUCCCCCUCGGGGUGUUCACUGGGUUGUCAAACUUAACAAAGCUUGAUAUAAGUGAAAACAAGAUUGUCAUUUUGCUGGACUACAUGUUCCAAGAUUUGCAUAACCUAAAAUCCCUGGAGGUUGGGGACAAUGAUUUAGUUUAUAUAUCACAUAGGGCCUUUAGUGGACUGCUUAGCCUGGAGCAGCUCACCCUGGAGAGAUGCAACCUCACAGCUGUACCAACAGAAGCUCUUUCCCACCUCCACAACCUCAUCAGUCUUCAUUUGAAACAGCUCAACAUCAACGCUUUGCCUGCGUAUGCCUUUAAAAGAUUGUUUCGCCUGAAAGACCUGGAGAUAGACUCCUGGCCACUCCUGGACAUGCUGCCUGCCAACAGCCUGUACGGUCUCAACCUGACUUCUCUCUCCAUCACCAACACCAACCUGUCUGCAGUACCUUACACUGCUUUUAAACAUCUGGUUUAUCUGACACAUCUAAACUUGUCCUUCAACCCCAUCAGCACCAUUGAGGCAGGCAUGCUUUCGGAUUUGGUACGUCUGCAGGAACUCCACAUGGUGGGUGCCCAGUUACGUACCAUCGAACCACAUGCUUUCCAAGGGCUCCGAUUCUUACGUGUGCUUAAUGUGUCCCAAAACCUGCUAGAAACCCUAGAAGAGAAUGUAUUUCAUUCCCCCAAAGCCCUUGAGAUCCUCUGCAUUAACAACAAUCCUCUGGCCUGUGACUGCCGUCUCCUUUGGAUUUUACAGAGGCAGCCCACUUUGCAGUUUGGAGGCCAACCACCAAUGUGUGCUGGCCCGGACAGUGUCAAGGAGAGGUCAUUCAAAGAUUUUCACAGCACAGCCCUCUCCUUUUACUUCACCUGCAAGAAGCCCAGGAUACAAGACAAGAAGCUGCAAUACCUGGUCGUGGAGGAAGGGCAGACAGUGCAGCUGAUGUGCAAUGCUGAUGGGGAUCCUCAGCCCACCAUAUCCUGGGUUACCCCACGUCGGAGGCUGAUCACAACCAAGUCAAAUGGAAGAGCCACUGUGCUGGGAGAUGGCACUCUGGAGAUCCGAUUUGCUCAAGACCAGGACACUGGGAUCUAUGUUUGUAUCGCGAGUAACGCAGCUGGGAAUGACACCUAUUCGGCCUCCCUUACGGUAAAGGGGUUUACUUCAGACCGUUUCCUUUAUGCCAACAGGACCCCUAUGUAUAUGACAGACUCCAACGACACCAGUUCCAAUGGAACUAAUGCAAACACUUUCUCUCUGGACCUUAAGACAAUAUUGGUGUCCACAGCUAUGGGCUGCUUCACAUUCCUUGGAGUGGUUUUAUUUUGUUUCUUACUUCUUUUUGUGUGGAGCCGAGGGAAAGGCAAACACAAAACCAGCAUUGACCUUGAAUAUGUCCCUCGCAAAAACAAUGGUGCUGUAGUUGAAGGGGAGGUUGCUGGACCGCGAAGGUUCAAUAUGAAAAUGAUUUGAUGGUGUUCUGCUAGCAGUACUUUUUCUGUGGCAUUAUAACCAAUUAAACCAGCCUGGCAUGUGGAAUUGCUGGGUAAAAGCAGCUUAAUGCAGCUGUCACUGUAUCAAAAGGUUACAUGGAAAUCAAAAGACUAUUUGUGGUUGUACAGCAGAGCCUCCAGACCUCGAGGCAGAUAUGUCAGGGCCUUUCAUAGAACUGGUAAAUUGUACUAACUGUUUGCAUUGCAAAUAUUGGCAUUCUGGGGAUAUCAGCAAUGAACCGUUGGCUCAUGCUCAUGGACAAUUGUUCAACAUUUUCUACCACUACAAAGAGAAAAAGAAAAAGGAAAAAAAUAAGCCUACAGUGUAGGAUUUACAUACUUAAAGAAAAAGACACAUUUGUCUAAAGCAUACUCUACAGUGAAAUUUGUAUCUAUAGAUCUCAUUUGGUAAAGAGCCUUGCAUCAUACCUUCUAGUUGGUUCAACACCACAAAAAUUGGUAGUCUUUUUUUGUUGUUGUUUUUUGUUUGUUUUUUGUUUUUUAAUAUACAUCUAUACUGUGUACAUUUUAAAGCAAUACAAAUGAGAGGUUGUGCUUUUAGAUAUCCACCAAUACUGACCCAAGUGUGAUGUCACCUCCCUUUUAACUACCAUCUAACCCAAAUUAGACUUCUGUAGUUACCAAUUAGAAACAGCAUAAAAUAUUUUUCUCCUCAUGUAGAAGGCCAGAGAUGAAUAGUUGAGAGCAAAAACGCUCAACUCUAUUGAUUUUCUCUUCAUAUAAAUAUAAGGCACGUGCCUAGUUUUGAUACAGAAUGGAAUAUUUUUUAUAUCUGUGAUAUCACACUGGACCAGUUUACUGUAACAUAGCCCUGGACUGCAUCCAGGGAAGGCAACCCACCAGAUACUGCUGGCGUAGAGGAGCUGAGUUCUUUAUGAGUGAGACUUGUUUUUUGUUAGCCCUGCUUUAAUUUCAAAGCUACUGUUAAAACUGUUAAAAUGUUAAUGUAUAUGGGGCAAAACUGCAAACUCCUUGGGAAAUACGGUCAUCUUGCUAUUUGAAGGACUGAAUUAAAACAUACAAAAACGUUUCCACUGAGAAUGAACUCUUCUCCAGUGCCAGUAAACUAGGGUUGUCCAUGCAUAAUAUGGGGAUUAUCAUACAAAAAUAAUGUUUGGAACAUGAUAGCCUCAAAAAGGCUAACAUACUGCCAGAUAUAAUGAACCUCUAGCCACUGUCAUCUUCAUCUUGUAUAUUUGUAGAUAACACAUAAACACAAAGCUAAUUUCCAAGAACAGAUUACUUAGCUAUUCUUGAUGCCAUUUUAAUAACUACGUGGUUAUGUUUCUUUCAGGGGCAGUAUCUUAGAGCAAGAGGGGCAAGUUUCUCCAGGUUUUAGAAAGUGUUUUUAAUGGAGAGAAGACAGAAGUGGAACAUUAGUUCAGUACAGUUAAAUGCUUUUUGUUUUAUUGCUCUAAAUGAAUCCUCAAAAGUCUCAGAGCUAAAACUUUAUUCUUUAUUGUAGAUGCCACUGUUCUUAUUUUGAAACUCUCAGCAAUGGGAAGAUAAGGAGUUUUUCAGGAAACUCUCAAUUUUCUAGCAGUUACAAGCCAUAGGUUUGCUGCUAAGUGAUUAAUAACAAAUACAAUUGAUAAGUAAUUGGAAUAAACUGGAAUAAAGGUAACAAUGCCUGUGUAUGUGUUUAGCCAAAAAGAAUAUGAAAAUGUUGUAAAACAGAACUUUCAGAUUAAUAUGAUUUAACAGCCUAAUACCAAUCUUAAAAUUAGAUUUCAAUGCUCUGAAACCGAAGUCAGGCUGACCUACAAUGGGAUGCUGGUGUUUCUAAAAGUACUAUCCACAUUCUUUGGCAGAGAUUUUCUAAGCAGGAUAAAAAUCUUCCACUGCUAUUGAGGGAAAUGUGCCAAAGGUUGUACAUCCAGCUGUGCUCCCCAGGUGUAUCCUUAAUAUAGCAGUAGGACCCAAGGCCAAGGCAGUUUUAAGAAUCUCUAUUCGUAGUGGCUGAUCUUUGGUUGCCUUGCUGCUCCAUUUUAGGUCACCCAGCUGAGGAAGAUGCAAGAGUUGUUAGAAUUUUUUUCACCUUAGUUGCUUUGAGUUGGGUUUGGUAGCCUUCUUGUGUGUGUGUGUGUGUGUGUGUGUGUGUGUUCUGAACUAGACAGCUGAAGAUUUAUAGAGAUGCUUGAGAGUAAUCCUCUUUGUUCUAUGAAAGUUUGUUAAACAUUAUUAGACAGAAUAACCCCUGACUAAACACUAGUACCAGGGAAAUUGUUUUUACUGAUACAAUAACCACCGCACUGAAGCCCAAAACUCUACUGUACCUUAAUGUGGGCAGUUAAAGAAACAAAUGGGGAUAAAACAAAGUGUUUCUGAACUGCCCAUUAAAGACAUUUGCAUGUGCCUUUCCCUUGUAAUUGUCAUUUUUCAAUUAGUAACCUAUUACCCCUGCAGUCAUUUCAUGUUUAAUGUUAAAAUCAGUGUUAGAAGCAAAAAUUCUUCUCAAUUCUAGACAGUUGCAGCAGAUUAUUUCAUGUUAAAUGUCACAAUAAAACAAACAACAACAAAAAAAAAACUUUAAAAAAUCUAGCAAAAAUGUGCUUUUAGGAUUAAUUAUGAAUGGCUGAAUUCCCCUCUACCUUCUAGAAUGAUUCUAAAAAGUGAUUGCAUUAUUAGUGUAUUGCAAGAUUUCUGAGCAUUAACGUGCUUAGUUACCUAAGUGAAGUAUGUCCUGGUGAUGGAAAUUACUGCUUGCUCUCGCAGAGCACCACCUUGCAGAGCUGUCAGCAUUGUGUAUAUUGCCCUGAGUUCAGUCAGUAUACAGUUUUUAACAACCAGUGUUUGCUCCCAGCUUCUAGCAUUGUUCUACUUUUUGCAGCCUACUGAUUUCACCAUGCACUUGGCAAAGCAUAUGGCCCCUCCCAAAGAAAACGAGAAGAGCAGGAUUGUGAGACAGGCUUCUAUCUUGCUCCACAUAGUUGUAUAUGUAUUCCUGGGACACAGACUUGCUGUGAGGGAAUGCAGUGCCAAGGUCAGACCUGGACAACCACCCUUUUGGCAUUUUUUUUUUUUUAAUAUAUAAUAAAAGGACAGUAGCUGACUGCACACCUGCUUUGCCUCUUACUUGCUCCCAGUCACUUCUCUGUCUGUUUGAGAGAUGGAAGAAACUGCAGUUUACCUUACUGCAAGAGAGCAUCAUAUUGGAGGAAAAGAAUCAGGCUGCGAAGAGACACCUAUCACACGUGGCUCCCCUGACAUUUAUUUGGAGGUAGACAGAUAGUGCAUACCUGUCACGACAAGAAGGAGCAAAGGUGUUCUCCUUCCUUCUGUUUUGUGUGGUGGCUUUGUAGGGCCACACCUGGUCUUCCCUCGUGGUCAGCACAACAAGACUGAGCAGCAGUAGUUCUGCGGAGAGACAACAGAAGCUCUGAAACCAGCAGAGCUACUUGAGAAAGCAGCUACACCAUUAUCUCUGUCAACACACCUUGUAAGAUCUGGACUGAAGCGGGCUGAAUUGUCUACUGAUAAGUUAGGAAAUCCACUUCCACAGACCAGUGCUCCAUUCUUCUCUUUCAUAAUGGAUGGGUACUUGUCCUUUCCAAGAAUGAGUUAAAGAGGACCCUACAGGCAACGUCUUGGGAAGGAGUCUACAAUGAUAAAAGGGCAAUAAAGAAUAACCAGUGCCCUAACUUAGCUAUGUAGAGAUUUGAGGCUGGUUCUCAAUUUUUUUUUCCUUCCUUCUUUCACAUUAACUUGGGAACAUUCUUCUUAGAAAGGCUUAGCUUGAGACACCACCUCAGUUAGAUACAGAUGGGGGAGACUGCUUUUACUGUCUGUUCCACCUUCCCUCCUAUUCACACAUACUCUCACUGUCAACACCGUCAGCAGCUACAGGCACAACUGAAAUCAGCUAGGAGAUUCUUAAACCAUACAGAACUGUUGAUAUCUGAUGUCACUAAGCAACUUUUUAACUAAACACUUCUUAAUGAAGAAGAGCUCACUUGAUGCCACUGACACACUGCCAUUCGAGUUUUCCUUCAUUUUUACUUUUCCUUAUUUCUUGCAGCAUGGUAUUGCAUCACCCAUGGUGGUAACAAUGAUAUCAUCAUUAAGGAAAAUAGGAAAGCCAGACUGCACACUCAGUUCACCAAAUUUAGUCAAGGUAUACAAGACACAGUAGGAAAUCAGAAUUAAUAUAUAAUUCAAAGUCACACGUAAAUGUUGUGAUUGAAUAAGAAAGUGGUAUAGAGGAAACAUGGAAUGUAGGCCAUGUUGCACAUGAAGCACAUCAAGGAUACGUAUCAAGGAAAUCAACUUUCCUACAUGACACCUAGACAUCUGUUUUAAACAUUGGAUUUUUCCAGGGGAAAAAAAAAAACAAAAAACCUGCAAGAUGUGGGAAUGCCAGAAGCCCACAUUUAACCCACAAAAAUAUGAAGCACUGGUUGAAAACCCACAAGAACAGUAAGUUUCUGGCUGCCCAGCAGCAAGAGUACAUUAUAGCAAAGACAGGUAAGAAACUGCAGUCAGUAGUCAUUUUUGUCUCAUGUACUACAUCAUCUUGUGAAAAGGGGUUCGUUAGACAGUAAUAAAAUUGAGAAUUUUUAUUUUUUUUUAAUCAAAAACAGAAAUGUUAGGACACAAUAGUUUCACUUUCUUCUAAAGCAGUAGAACACAGCAAGAAGUGAGGAUGGGGAAGCCUAUUUUGUCUACAUUAUUUAAUCUUUUUCCUCUGAGUGAUCCGAGUUUGCACUGGGCUAGCAUGAUGACUGCUCUGCCUAUUCCCAUCCUCUUGGUUCAAAAUGUGUCUUGACAUGGAGUUAGAAGAAAAGGAGUACUGUCAAGCUGUCCCUCCUCCGCCAGCUGUAUCUCUGGUCUUCUCAAAACACACAGACCUGAAUAACAAUAGUGCUUUAAGAGUCAAACUCCACUGCAGCUGAUCUCUAGUCUUACCCUAAGAAAGACAAGGUAUGGGCUAGCACUGGAUACAUGCAUUCUGAUUCAGUUUCAGUGGCCCAAGUGGUUGCCUUCAUGCUGAAAAGAUGUAGGAAAGACCUAAGGAAAGAAGUAAAAAACAAUUUCUUACAGUAAUUUAAAUGUUAAUUAACCCUGGAGAAGUCAAAGGAACAUCUUUGGAAGAAUGAAAGGGCCUCAAUACUGGAGAAUCACUGAAACAAUGAAUGAGAUUUUUCAAGUUAGCUAAGCAGUUUGGAUACCAUGUUCCUAUCAGCUGUAAUGAGAAUUACAAACUCAGUUUCCCUUGGCAGCUUAGAAAAAUCCCAGCUAGUUGGUUUGGUGAUAAGUGCUUCUUUUGUUUUCUAGCUCUGUCCUCACCUCUUCUCAGUUGCAAAUGACAAUAAUCCCAAAUGAAGAUCUUUGGAUUCAGUUAAGUUUCACUGUAUGCUCAUGUGCUUUUUGGAAUCUAGAUCUCAAAGCACAAUCUUAAAUGCUCUUCAAACCAAAAACAAUUCUAAAAGAGGAUGAAGCUUGGAUAAGCCUCCUCCUGCAAAUGAAAUAAACAAGUGUCUGUGAGGUUCUUGCUAUUGCUACUGAGAUAGCUACAUGCCAAAAGCAAUCUGCAGGUUGAAUGAGCCUUUUCUUUUCUUUUUUUUUACUGGAAGCAGGUGGUUGAAGAUAAGGCCAGCUGGAAAUAGAAAUCUUUAUUUAUAGCCUCAGCAGAAUAAGGAAAGAGCUGGCAUAAGCAAGAAAAUUCUUGUUUCAACGUAAGGACACUUUAUCCUUCAUAUUCAAAUAGCUUGUAGAAGAGUACAAAAGAGCAGACUUUUACCUCAUAACUUCAUUAGUUUUAUUUGUUUGAACUGGCACCAAAACUGGCAUGAAACAGAAGUGCUGGAGCAAGAGACUAAAACCAGAUUCUCUACUCUAGUGAGGCAGUAUGUAUCAGGAGAAAUCCCCUCAACAUCCAUUAUGUUACUCCAUGGUUACACUAGAAAUUUGAAUAUAGAGUUAUAUUCAAUAUAGAGUUAGAGGAAUAUAGAUUUUUUUGCUCGUUGUGAAGGGGCUACAGUGGGAAAUAAGCAGAAUUUAUGUUUUAAUUAAUUCUCACCUUGUGGCAUAGCUUCUGUUCUGGAUUGCUUUAAUAUUUGUCACUGUUAAUUGAGCUGGAGAAUUAGGAAAUACAGAUUCGGGGAAGAAAAAAAGGAAAAGAAAGUCUGCCUACUUCUAUGUGUGGUAUCUGCAAGUCAGCAACACUACCUGCUUUCAUAUAAGCCAAGAACAAUGAGUUGAGAUUUCAAGGCAGCUGUGAAGGUGGUUGUCAACUUGUACACAUUAAUAAUUUUCACUUUCCAGAAAGCAAAAUGUUAUGGCUUUUUAAGUCAUUCACUUAUGUUAUUUUGAACCUUAAAAAACAACACUUGGUCCUCGUGACACUGGGCACUGUAUAAAUAGGUAGUAAAUGACAAUAGUGAUCUGGUGAGCUUACAGCCUUGUAUGGUAGGAAGAUGGUUUAUGGGCAAGUACAUACGAUAGCAAGUCUCUCAUUCGUUUGGGAGGGAAUGCCAUAGUGCAUAAAUAUUAGAAUAUCAUCACAGUUACUGAAAUCUAUUUGCAAGCACAUGUAGUUCAUAUGUAUAUGUUUGUGUGUGCAAAAAAAAAAAAAAAAAGAAAGAAAAAAAGAAAAAAAAGUUAUAUUUGUUUUGUUCUUUUUCUUACUUCAAGUAUUAAAUGUAUAUUGUUUUUAAAAGGUGAAAAGAAUAACCAGAAAAAAAAAAUGUGUUGUAAUUUAUUUUAAAAUAUAUGUUCAUGAUUAUGGAUGGGAAAUGAACUAGCGCUGCUGUUAUGAUUCAUGAAGCACAUGACAAGUCAGGUUUGUCCGUAAGUUUGCUUCAUGUUUCAGCAAAAUAUGGUUAUGAAAAAAGAAAAAAAGAAAAAAAAAAAAAAGCUUUGUUCGUCAAGACAGUUGUUCUGAAUGUCAUUUUAAAAUUUACUUUAGGGCUUAUGUCAUGAUGUGUAUCAUACUGAUCCAAAAUGAAACCCAAAUAAAUACUUCCGUGGAGUGGCAAAAUUUACUGGGGAAAGUGAAGAAAAUUUGCACUGCUUCCCUUAUUGUAGCUGGUCACCUUUUUUUCACGGGGUAGUGAAGGAAACUAAGUUGAGGGGGGCGGGGGGAAGGAAACAACAGUUUUCUCAGCACCAGUCCCAACACCUUCAGUGCCAACUCUUCACAACAGGUUAUCCACUCAGACCAACCAUUCCUGAAGUGAAAAUAUAAGCCACUGCAGUCAGGGAGAGAAGAUUCCAGCAGGCAUUUUGCAUCUCCUUUCCCUCCUCCCUUGUGGCAUGGAGCCCACAGACACAGAGAAAAAUCCAGGUCAUAUUCUGAUGCGUUUUGGCAUUUACUCUCCAUACAAAGUGUCAGACAGCCUGUUCCUUCACCAUCCUUUGCACAGCAUGUGCAGAUAAUAAGUGUGGAUACCAGUCAGCCUAAUCACACCACAUUCCAGCAUAAUGGAAAUAGAUUCCACCAGGUGUACAUCACUGUUUUUACAAAGGCUUCUGAUACUGAAUAUCUGCUUCUGAAACGUUUUCUAAGGAAAGCACUAGUAUUCAAACUACUCUGAAACUGCACCACAGCAAUUAAGUAGAGAAAGGCAGACUUCUGAGUUUGAAAGCGACUCCCAGCCCCUGAGGCUUGCCUCGACUCACCAAAUCUAUGUCAGAGAUCAACCUUGUAGGAUACAGACCAUAGCCUAAUGUUGCUACUCUCAUUCUCCCACAGCUAGGUACUUUCACAGAGAAUUUUGCUUAUGAAUCCUGGGAUGAUCUGAAAUAUUCAUAACUCAUGAACUCAUUAUCCUAUAAACCGGGAUCUUGUUCACUAGGAAGGGAAAAUAACGUUGGUUUUGCUACCUCAAAAAAAGGAAGAAGCAGGCUGAAAUCCUGCUGGAUUGCUGGGAGCAGAAACAAAUGGGCUGUAUGUCAGUUCUCCCAAGCUUCUUGAAAUCUGUUGUAUCCUUCUACACUUGCAUUUGAUACCCUCAGAAGGUUUUGACCAACUUGAACCACUGUACCUUCCUCUGCAGUAGACUAUCAAAUGCAGUAAAUCUGUGAGGAUGAUAGAUUAUGUUAAGAAUCCACUUAAUUUCUAUGUUAUCUUUUGAUCUGAACAUCUGAUUUAAAGACUGCAGCAUGCUGCAGUACUGACUUCAGCGUGACAUGAAAAAGCGGACAUCACAUCUACCACUGCAUUGAGAACACUGCAUUUGCCAGGGACAAACAGUGUUUCCUGGAAAGGUUCUUCUACACUAAGCUUCAGCCUUCUUUUAUGCAAUGCAUGGUACUUCUCUGGACUACUUGACAUUAUCUCAAGGGGUGGGAACACAGGGUGCAAUACACAGUUUCCAGUUACUGUGAAGGAAACCACUAGUCUACACCAUGAUUAACAGGUAAAGAAAAACACUGCCACACUGGGCAAUCACUGACAAAUUCAUUAAAAUCAGACCCUGUUAAGUCAGAGCCUCAACAGAAAGAUUUGUGCUCUCCAGAGCUACACUUUCCUGGACAAAAAAAAAAGAAGAAAGGAAUAUCUGUAGUUAACUCCUAACAGAUAAACAACUCUUUAGCUAUUCAAAAGCACCCAAAAUUCUCUAGAGAAUGGUCAUUUUCAUAAAUUUCUGAAAAUUUUAUACUUUUAUAGACUCACUAUAGGAGACCCAUAUUGUAACUAGUAUAGUAUCAACCAAUAUUGGACAGCAAGGUAAAGUAAUGAGAGCAGUCAUCCGAAGUAUAUUUUUAAAAAAAUGCUUAACUCUAGCAUUUUUGUACUCUGAAAGGGCAUCACACUAUCUAUCAAUUAAUAAACUCAGUACAUGAAGAUUAUGUUACUGUCACACUGGGGAAGGUGUACAAUGAUCUGCAUCACAAAACCUUCCCACAUGCAGACACAGAUGGCUGGAUACAACAAAAAAAAAAGGGCUUUAUUUAUCUCCUGUACCACCUGGACUGGGUGAGGGGAGGUUGGUAACUCAUAGUGGGAAAGCACAGGUUGGUCUGGCAAAUCAAGAAAUACUGAGUUAUUGCAAAGGACUUGGCCUUUCUGCUCAACAGACUUGGCAGUAAGGGAGAUUUAGUCUAAGCUCCUUUUUCCCCAGAUAUAGGAAAUUCCUGAGGGAAAGCCUUAUUUUGCCUCUGUUCUUGGAAGGGUAAAUUUUCAACUUUAGUAAUCAAGGGGAAAAGUAAUAGAAUAAUUAGUUGGCAAAAUACAGAAGUGGGUUGUAGAGAGAAAAAGAAAUUAAAACUAGUGUAAAAAAUUAGAUGACUUAGCACCUACUGUAGGUACCUGUGGAAUUACAUGAGUCUGCAGGAGCUGGUUUAUUAAUUAAUCCCUAGGGGAUAAAUUCAGCUAGUUAAAGCUAUAAUCACCAGCUAGAAGAUCUUACUUACCUCAUCAGUCCCUAAAGUGGAAGUUAUAUUUUUCUGAGCUAUUUUCCAAUUACUUUGCUAUUUAUAUAACUCAGAAGCACAAGUGAUGGAGAGCACACUUAUUUUAUUAGAGGAAGACAAUGAUCAUACAUUUAAUCUGCUACUUUUGCUAUGAGAGUUAUUCACUGUAUGUACAAAAACUAGUAGAUUACAUCCAUUAUGUAAAGCAUUGCAAUCACUGAAACCAAAUGACAUUUCCUCUUACAAAGAUACCAACCUGUGAUGCAUCCAUGCAGUGCAUCAGUUCUUAUGCACUGCAGGUAAUGCUUUUGGUUUUUUCUUUACAGACAAAGAGCAUACCAUGCAAUUGGGUUGGUGACACAAUACAGACCCUUACACAAGAGCCUGCACUCUAAUGGACCUUCGGAAUCUCAUUGUCUGGGCUUUAGUGAGUUUGGCAGGCCAUCACAUUUUGCUAAAGAAUAUCAGAUCAGCGUUGCCUAAUGUGGAGAAGUCACAGCUGCCGGCUAGUAACACAAGCACAAGGCUGGAACUCAACACAUCUGAAAUGUAAGCAAAACCUCUUGGCCUCUAACUCUCUGGAAAAUAUAAUAACAAUAUUCACCUUUCAAAAGGAAUAUUCUACCAUUUCUCUUCGGGAUUAUAAAGCCAAGGAGUUGUGGUUCUGUCACCCCUACAUGAGGAAUGAUAGUUUUGUAUACAGAUUGGUAUACAAUAGGCAUUGUUAUUAAAGAAAGCAAAUCUUUUUCUUCUUCUUCUUUUUUUUUUUUUUUUUUUUUUUUAAGAAGUGCAACCUUUGCUGCCCAAAACGUUCCAGAAGAUGACAGCAAUGUGGUGACAGAAAUGGCCUGCCCCGAGGUCAACAUUUUCAACAACAGUAAAAUAGAUGCUCUUGCAGAAGAGUGAAGUUAUAUGAAAGAAAACUGUCAUGAAGGAUGCACACCAACUAGACUCUUGCCUUUUUUGCAAUUCAAUGGUGUAUUGCAUAAAAGGGCCUCUUAAUGCUUCAUUUAAUUAGUGUUUUUGCAAUGCCUGAUAAACGAUUCAUCUCCUAAUGAAUCUAUGAAGAUUUUUCUCUUUGCCUUUGAUUAUAAAUGAGAGAUGCUGAAAUGAAUGCAAACUACACAUCGUCAGGUUGUCAAGUGUGUCAACUCAAGUGCUGAGCACUCAGACUACUAGUACAAAAACAUUUCCAUUUGGUCCUUAUACAAGAUUGCCAAAGUAGGUUCCAUAGUUUCUCCAAUCCCUAAUCAAAGUUUACUGAAAGAAACCUAGAAUUCCCGUAGACUCUCCAGGUCUUUAACAGAUGAAGUAAUGAGUAUCUACUUUUCAAAUUUCCAAUGCCAAUGUCCAUCAAAGGAAAUUUGAUCUGACAUUGUUUGCUUUAUUUGGCACAGUGCUGAAUUGUGUCAACUUCAUAUUUUAAUCAAGAUUGGUUUGCUCAUACAUGAUCCAAAUGCUUGGAACUGCCCUAUUCCCAGCUUCAGCUUUAGGACAGAAGCCAGAAGAAUUUGCUAUGAAUGUCACUGAAGCAAAUUUGAUAGUUAUUGACCAGAUACUGUUUCAUGUUCAGCAGUCACUUGGAACUAUUUCUGAAGUAUGGGCUUAUUUGGCACAAUUGAAAAUACCAAACUUGCCCUUGGGAAUGAGAUUAACCGGCAUACAUCCAUUUUGUCAUUCAAGACUACCAUCAACUUGAGACACUGGAAGGUGCAUGUUCAAGACAAUGAGAACUGAAGGGAGUGCUUACUGAAAGUGCAUGUCAUCUUUGAGAACCACACACAAAAAGGUAUAUAUGAGAGAUUAAUUUAAGUCUUAAUAUACUGAAUCAGAAACUCAAACCAGUGCAAAUGGAAAGAGGGAAAAACGAAAAAGCAUUUUGCUCUAAUGGGCUUUACAGAAUAAUGAAAAGUGUGAAAAGUGGAUGACAUGUGCUUGUUGAUGGGUAAAUUAUUUUCUCUGUGGAAGUGUUCCCUCCAGAUCCGGUCUUAUAAGAAGGAUUUUCCUCUCUCCUUGUUCUCAAAAAUGAAAACUACAAACCACAUAAUUUCAUUGCAACUACUUUCUUAAAAUGCAGUCUGUUCUGAACAAAAGGUUGACCCUUCCUAGAUUUUCAAAAACUAUUGUAAUUGCUUUUCAUAGAAAUUUAUUUUAAUUGUAAUGCUGUUCUGCUACAGCCCUAUUGUCUGUGUCCUUCUGAAUUGUCAGUUAAUUAAAUGAAGUAAUAAAAGCUGGAAAGCACAUUGUUGUAAUUGAUUUCUAUGUUGCAAUUGUCUUAUCAGAAACAGGGUUAUGAAUUUCAUCUGUUGAGGCACAGAAAUAAAAUACUAAACAAAAAAGAAAAAAAGAAAAAAAAUCCAUUGCUGUUUCACUUCUGUUACUUAAGGCAAAAGUUUGAGGCUGCCAUUUUACUCCCAUCUAUUUCAGAAGUAUCCUUAGCAUUCCAGUGAAUGUACUGAUUAAAAAGAAAGAAGGCUUUUCAUUCAUAUUCUAACAAGGCUGCAUAUACUGUGUAUAUAGAUCUAACAUCCUUUAAUUAGGCUACCUCUUGCCAUAUCAAUGUCUUCUCCCAUCUUUUCCCUCCACUUU
Molecule: messenger RNA, 13902 nt
Organism: Gallus gallus (chicken)
Lineage: Eukaryota; Metazoa; Chordata; Aves; Galliformes; Phasianidae
Gene: LINGO2
Product: leucine rich repeat and Ig domain containing 2
Exons: 2
Coding region: 95-1915 (606 amino acids)
Source: RefSeq, a predicted model, not a curated record